Molecule: messenger RNA, 4019 nt
Organism: Cryptomeria japonica (Japanese cedar)
Lineage: Eukaryota; Viridiplantae; Streptophyta; Pinopsida; Cupressales; Cupressaceae
Product: presequence protease 1, chloroplastic/mitochondrial
Exons: 19
Coding region: 261-3506 (1081 amino acids)
Biological process (GO): protein processing
Cellular component (GO): chloroplast; mitochondrion
Molecular function (GO): metal ion binding
Source: RefSeq, a predicted model, not a curated record
GGAAGUUUUGCUUCUAGAUUGACUUUACCACCUUAACUUUGCCUUCUUUCCCAAGCAAUCAGCUUAACGCUAAACAGUUCCGGAUCCUUCAAUAGCCCAUUCGAAGUAACUUAACACUAAACCAGUGUUGAGGUUUAGAGGGUACAGUUAGAGGAACCUGAUGUGGCUGAAUGAAUGACCUCAAAGGGUAUAAUCUAAUCUCUUUUGUUUUUAAAGAUAUUAAUACCUUUCAAGUAUUGUGAGGGGGAGUAGGAGGCGCCAUGGAGAGCAUGACUCUUCUGAGGUCGUUCACAUUAUCAGUAUCUGUUUCGGGCAGGGCAUUUGCUCGUAACAGAAGGUUUAUCUCAACCAAAGCUGGUAGAUUUCUGUCUGGGCAGAAGAAUCCGAAGCAGUCGGUUAGUGAUAUUAGAAAGGUGGUAUCACACAGCCAAGUUGGUCUAUUAGCAGGAGGAAGAGUAGGAGCUAAGAGGAUUCUAUCUUCUUCAAAGAGGGCUUUUUCUUUUUCAACGCGUGCUGCUAUUGUUACUCCACCACAAUCCCCUCCUUCCGAAGCUAGUCCAGAUGUUGUAAGGGACCUUGGAUUUGAAAAGGUAGAGGAACAAUUCCUAAAUGAAUACAAGUCAACUGCCAUUUUGUACAGGCAUAAGAAAACUGGUGCGGAAGUGAUGUCUGUAUCAAAUGAUGAUGAGAACAAAGUUUUUGGGAUUGUGAUUCGAACUCCACCGAAAGAUUCAACUGGAAUACCACACAUUCUGGAGCAUAGUGUGCUAUGUGGAUCAAGAAAAUAUCCUCUCAAAGAGCCUUUUGUUGAGUUAUUGAAGGGUAGCUUGCAAACUUUCUUGAAUGCAUUCACAUAUCCUGACAGGACAUGCUAUCCAGUUGCCUCAACAAAUCUGAAGGAUUUCUACAAUUUGGUUGAUGUAUACCUGGAUGCGGUCUUCUUUCCAAAAUGUGUAAAUGACCUCCAGACAUUUCAGCAAGAGGGUUGGCACUAUGAGUUGAAUGAUCCUGCUGAAGAUAUUUCUCUUAAAGGUGUUGUGUUCAAUGAAAUGAAAGGUGUCUACUCACAACCUGACAAUGUUUUGGGUCGGAUAUCUCAACAGGCACUGUACCCUGAUAACACGUAUGGUGUUGACAGUGGAGGGGAUCCAGAAGUCAUUCCAAAGCUUACAUUCCAGGAAUUUCAGGAAUUCCACCGCAAAUUUUAUCAUCCUAGCAAUGCAAGAAUAUGGUUUUAUGGUGAUGAUGAUCCAGACAUGCGUCUACGUAUCAUAAGUGCUUACCUGGAUCAGUUUGAUGCAAGUAAUGCUGCGAAGGAAUCAGAAGUAAAAGCACAGAAGUUGUUUUCUGAACCAAAGAGGGUUGCAGAGAAGUAUCCUGUGGGUGAAGCUGGUGAUAUAAAGAAGAAAAAUAUGAUUUGUCUUAACUGGUUACUUUCUGAUGAGCCACUGGACCUGGAGACAGAGCUGGCACUUGGCUUUUUAGAUCAUCUAAUGUUGGGAACCCCUGCAGCCCCACUCAGAAAAACACUUCUGGAGAGUGGUUUAGGAGAUGCCAUUGUUGGAGGUGGACUUGAAGGGGAACUUCUUCAGCCACAAUUUAGUAUUGGUCUUAAAAAUGUUGCUGAGGAUGAUAUAGGACGGGUAGAAGAUCUUAUUUUCUCAACACUAAAGAAGUUGGCUGAUGAAGGUUUUACAUCAGAGGCUGUUGAAGCAUCAAUGAAUACAAUUGAAUUUUCUCUAAGGGAAAAUAACACUGGUUCAUAUCCUCGGGGUUUAUCCUUGAUGCUUCGCUCCAUGGGUAAAUGGCUUUAUGGUAAAGACCCAUUUGAACCUUUGAAAUUUGAAAAGCCCUUGGAGACCCUAAAAGCACGCAUUGCUCAAGAGGGAUCAAAAUCUGUAUUUUCUCCAUUGAUUCAGAAGUUCAUUUUGGAUAAUCCUCAUUGCGUGACAAUUGAAUUGCAGCCGGAUCCAGAAAAAGCUUCUCGAGAUGAGGCUGUUGAACAGGAAAAAUUGAAGCAAAUAAAAUCAUGUAUGAGUGAAGAGGAGCUUGCAAAACUAGUGAAAGCAACGGAGGAGCUCAGAUUAAAGCAGGAGACACCUGAUCCUCCUGAAGCUCUUAAAUGUGUGCCCUGUCUCUCUUUAGAUGAUAUUCCAAAGAAGCCUACACAUGUUCCUACUAUUAUUACUCAAAUUAAAGGAACCAAGGUCCUGCAACAUGAUUUGUUUACAAAUGAUGUGCUUUAUACAGAGGCUGUGUUUGAUAUGCGUCCUUUAAGAUCCAGUCUUCUUCCAUUAGUGCCUUUGUUUUGUCAGUCACUACUGGAGAUGGGUACAAAAGACAUGGAUUUUGUGCAGUUAAAUCAGUUGAUAGGAAGAAAGACGGGAGGGAUUUCAGUUUAUCCAUCCACUUCAUCAGUCAGAGGAAAAGUAGAGCCAGCAAGCCACAUUAUUGUCCGAGGAAAGGCCAUGGCGGGUUGUGUCAAUGAUCUUUUUAACUUGAUUCGCACUAUCCUCUUAGAUGUUCAAUUCUCAGACCAGCAAAGGUUCAAGCAAUUUGUUAUGCAAAGUAAAGCGAGAAUGGAGAAUAAACUGACAGGUAGUGGUCAUGGAAUAGCUGCUGCAAGGCUUGAUGCAAAGCUAAAUGUUGCAGGAUGGGUAAAUGAGCAAAUGGGUGGUCUCAGCUAUAUGGAUUUUCUACAAAAUCUUGAGAAACAAGUGGAGGACGACUGGCCAACAGUGGCAGGUUCACUUGAAGAGAUACGGGACAGUCUAUUUUCAAGGAAAGGGGUACUGAUCAACAUGACAGCUGAUGAGAAGAAUCUUGUAAGUGCAGAGCAGCAUGUGGCAGGUUUUCUCAGCGCCCUUCCUGAUACAAACACUUUGGUGAUCCCUUCCUGGGAUAGUUGCCUACCUCCAAUCAAUGAGGCUCUUCUAAUUCCUACUCAGGUAAACUAUGUUGGAAAAGCAGCAAAUAUCUAUGAAACUGGUUAUAAUCUAAAGGGUAGUGCUUAUGUCAUUUCCAAGUAUAUUGGAAAUACAUGGUUGUGGGAUCGUGUACGUGUUAGCGGUGGUGCAUAUGGAGGAUUUUGUGAUCUAGAUUCACAAUCAGGAGUAUUCUCUUACUUGUCUUAUCGAGAUCCAAACCUACUAAAGACUCUUGAUAUCUAUGAUGGAACUGCCAAGUUCCUCCGAGAACUGGACUUAGAUGCUGAUACUUUGUCAAAAGCCAUAAUUGGCACUAUAGGAGACGUUGAUUCAUAUCAACUACCAGAUGCAAAAGGAUACACCAGCUUGAUGCGAUACUUACUGGGGGUUACAGACGAGGAAAGAGAAAGGAGACGGGAAGAAAUAUUGUCAACCAGUGUGAAGGAUUUCCAUGAAUUUGCUGAUGUACUGGAAGCUGUGAAAGACAAUGGACUUGUUGUUGCAGUUGCAUCUUCCAAUGAUGUUGCUUCAGCUAACCAAGAAAGGCCUAACUUCCUGGUAGAGAAAAAAGUUUUGUAGAAUAGGGUUGGACAUUGUAUUUAUUUCUCCAUUAGUAUUGCAGAAUAUUGAUGCAUGAUCAUCUAUUGAUUUGCAUGAUGGAGCAUCUUGUAAUUUGUUAGCCGAUCAUUGCAAGCAUGGAUAUUACUUGAGACAAAAAAGUUGUCCACGUAAAAAUAUCUCGUUGAUUCUCCAUUUAAUUGAUUAAAUCAUAAUCAACGUUUGUUUAUUUAAAUAAACCCAGAACUGAUAGCAUCUGCUCUUGUCAGAGAAUAUGAAAAGAAUAUGAGAUGACACUAGACAAUGCUAAAACAUAAAACUACAAUACCUAUGAGUAUUUUGGUUUUACUAGAUUUGGAUCAAAUGAGAAAUAAAGUAUUCCAAACAUUCAGAUAAAUAACUAUUGUUCUUCAAAUAUUAUCAAAUUGAAUUCUCAUUAUUCCGAUGGGGAAAUUCUUGACAAGCAGCAUGUCAAGAAUGUUAAUAUUUUAAAUAUGAAAUUCCAUAAAAUGGCAUUAAAAUUUCAAGGGUUCA